Suillus clintonianus is the source of this 888-nucleotide messenger RNA. RefSeq lists its product as uncharacterized. The transcript is spliced from 3 exons. The record is from RefSeq and is a predicted model, not a curated record. Bases 172 to 582 code for a protein of 136 amino acids. NCBI's taxonomy places the organism in Eukaryota, Fungi, Basidiomycota, Agaricomycetes, Boletales, Suillaceae.
GUGACCGGUUCGGAUGAUUUCACUGUCCGGCUGUGGGAUGCAGCGACAGGGCAGCCAGUCGGCGAGCCCUUCCAUGGGCACACUGACUCAGUUAGCUCAGUCUCGUUCUCGCCGGAUGGCACUCGCAUCGUGACCGGUUCGGACGAUUUCACUGUCCGGCUGUGGGAUGUGAUGACGAGGCACCCAUUGCAGCAGUAUGCAGAUAUAGAUCAUCCAACAUUAACAAACAAAUGCUGCAGCAUGCAUUCCAUCGAGGCCACCACUGCCACGACAAGCAACACUUGGAACGGUCACCCAAUCCGCUUCUCGUCCAACUCUACCCAUGCGCUGUGCGACCCUUCGCAGUUAACGGAGGGAGCAUCCCAUGAUGAAACUCGCUCCGCCUCCCCCUUUCUGAUGGCUGAUGAUGGAUGGAUUGUAGGACCCAAACAUCGUCUCUUUUUCUGGGUACCAUUCGCUUCUCGACACCCAUUUUACAGUCCUGGGACCGCAUUAGUGUUACCUAGAGGGGGUACAGAACUUGAUUUGAGCCGCAUGGCACAUGGACAACACUGGCAAAAGUGCCGAGAUCAACCUUGGUGACAAUGAUCUUGUUGCAGUAGUUGAUGUACUAUUACAGAGAUUUCAGAUGAGGGUUGUACAGUGUAUAAUGCUCCGUUGUUUAUUCUAUACCUAGCAUCAUGAUAGAGUUGUUAUGCGUCCUGCUGACUUAUUGGAGCACGUUACGACGGACAGUAAUGUGAGAUGCGAUUGCGCAUGGAGUGAGUCUUUUCUAUUCACUGGCGCCUCACGUGGCGGAAAAUGACACGGAAAAGCUGAAGAAACAGAAGAUCGCUGCUGCGGAUGGAAAGGUUUGAAGGUUCCUUGGUCGCUGUUUCCUUUGCACAG